Molecule: messenger RNA, 1749 nt
Organism: Scomber scombrus (Atlantic mackerel)
Lineage: Eukaryota; Metazoa; Chordata; Actinopteri; Scombriformes; Scombridae
Product: fibulin-7-like
Exons: 10
Coding region: 1-1749 (582 amino acids)
Molecular function (GO): calcium ion binding
Source: RefSeq, a predicted model, not a curated record
AUGCAGGACGAGGAGAAGCAGGAGCAGCGGCUCUCUGAAGGCUUCGGCCUGAGAGACGAAGCGGUGGAGGAUCAGGGACGGAACGAGGAACCAGAGGGGAACCUGAGAGGAACCGGUGUGGAACCGAUCACGGACCAGGUGGAAAUGGUCUGUGACCAGGUGGAUGGUAACGAGCAGCCAGCGAUGAACUGGUGGCCAAAAAAACACAAAAAACCUGCAACCUCUGUUGUAUGGAGAUAUUUUGGACUCAAGCUCAGCGACAUUCUGCAGGAAGAGACCUCCAUCAGCGUUCGGGCCGCCGCUCAGAAGACCCCCCGCGUGUCAAACCGUGUUCGGCAAAGCAACAGCUGGCCCUUCGCCUCCCAUCAUCCACCUCUCCCCACCCGCAGCGAUGACAGGACAGGCUAUUCAAAGUUUGGCAGGAUGUGUGGAGCAGAGCAGAGGCCGGCUGCCGGUAUUCGGAAGAGGCCACGACGAGCACAGUCCAUCUAUCUGACAUCUAUCUGUGCUUGUCAGGACUGUCCGUCCACUCACGACCUGCUGACCUCGCUGCGGCAGGUGGAGAAGAUGUUAGCGGUGCAGGAGACGUCGUACCAGCAGGGCGUUCGCUCCCUCAGGAAGAAGCUCAGCGCUCUGCAAAACACCACCAUGGCCAUCUUUAAGACGGGCAAGAACGGUGAGGAAUCUUCCUGCCCUAAACCAGAAACCCCUUCCCACGGCCGCAGACUGGGCCGAGUGUUUGGCGUCGGACACGAGGUCCACUUCCUGUGCAAACCCAACUACGAGCUGAUUGGCCCGAGGACCCGGGUGUGCCUGGAGUCUCUGAAGUGGAGCGGCCAGCAGCCCAUGUGCAGACGUUUCAACAGCACCGCAAACUCCCUGCCCUCCUUCUCUCCUGAUGCUCCUGUUGCCUCCCUCCCUGUCUCUGCUGCUCUGUCAGCAUCCUCCUCCUCCUCCUCAACCUCAUCUUCAUCAUCAUCAUCUUCAUCCACAUCCUCCUCUCCCUCCUCCUCCUCCAUCCGUCCGUCUCACUGCACUCACUUCCUGGGCUCCACACGCUGCACCUGUGAUGUUGGUUUCACCAUCUCAGGCCGAGACAACAACAUCUGCACCGAUAUCGAUGAGUGUCGUCUCUUUCCUCUCGGUCAGCCCGGUCGACUCUGCGUCCAUCAGUGUGUAAACACGCCCGGCAGCUUCCACUGCUUCUGUCCAGCCGGGUACGACCUCGCCAGGGACAGCCGCAGCUGCUCAGACAUUGACGAGUGUGAGAACCGGAUGCACGACUGCAGAGCGGAUCAGCUGUGUGUGAACACCUUCGGAGGUUUCCAGUGUGUGACGGUUGAAUGUCCGGAGAUGAAAAACGCCACGUACAUCAAGACGUCACCGAUGCGCUGUGAGAGGAACCCGUGCAUGCUGGGAGACAAGGCGUGCACUCAGGCGCCGAACUCCAUCUCCUUCCACUUCCUGCCCGUCGUAUCCAACAUGUCUGCCCCACGCGUCCUCUUCCGGGUGUCGGCGGCCCGCGUGCUCGGCGACACGCUGCGGUUCGGCCUGGCGGGCGGACGAGGGCGAGGUCACUUCAGCGUGCAGCGCUCGGGCCGGCAGACGGGCACCCUCCUCCUGGUGACGCCCGUCAAAGGUCCCGCCACCCUGGAGGCAGAGGUGGAGAUGAGCGAGCUGGAGGGUCACGCUCUGCUCGGUCGCUACCUCACUAAGGUUACCCUGAUGGUGUCUCCAUAUGAGUUUUAA